AUGACAACCAUGGAAAAACGCUACUACAUAGAGGGCUCUCAUCGUUACCCCAUGGAGUACCAAAUCAGACAGGCCCAGCAGCUGCUGGCGCCCCAUCAGAAUCACACUCUGACCCAGCACGACCCCGGCGACCCCCUGGAUCCCCUGCCAGACCUGUAUCCGCACGACUUCUUCUUCAAUACCAAACAGACCCAGGCCGGAGGCAUGAACUACACGGACUCGUCGCCGCAUUUGCGCCGGGUGUACCCGCGACGCGACAAACAGACACAGACCAACGACGAGGGCAUCAACUUCGACUUAGAUCUGAGGAUAUCGGCGUACCUGGAGCUGCCAGAGGAACCCGAGGGCGUGCUGGAGUUUGAGAGCUUCAUGCCUCCCCCAAAGGUCGAGCGUGACAAACCCAUGGUAGCGUCUUCCACGACGAUUCCCCAGGCGAUACACAUGCAGUCGGCGGGCCAGUCCACCAGUGCAGGUAUCGUUCCUCAACAUACCCUGAGUCUGACUCAACAUGCGCAUCAUGCUCCAUCGUCGCAGCAACAGCAACAACAACACCCACAGCAUCAGCAACAGCAGCAUCACGGGCAACAGUCGCUGCCACUCAUCACGCAGUACGAAAAUGGCCAUACUACUAACGGGAUCAACGGUAUAAACGGAAUCAACGGAAUCAAUGGAAUGGGGGGUAUCAACGGCAUGCAUAGUAAUCCGCUGGGCGAACGACGAUACUCAUAUUAUAACAUCCAGGAUACCCAGCAACAGCAACAACAGCAGCAGCAGCAGCAGCACCAAACGCAGGCCGAAAACCUAUCUCCCGGAGUCGCAGCUGGUGUAGGAGUUGGGGCUGGAGUAGGGGGAGCCACGGGCUAUGAUGUCAACGGAAUGGGUUCAGCAGAUAAGCAGUUCAAGUGCGACCAGUGCGAAUGCUCUUUUCGACGAAACCACGAUCUCCGCCGCCACAAACGAAGCCAUCUACCCGUCCGUCCUUUCCCCUGUACCACUUGUUCGAGGUCGUUCAGCCGGAAGGACGCUCUCAAACGCCAUUUGGCGGCCAACGCCUGUGAGAGAGGCAAAAAGAAGCGACGACACGACUACGACGAAGACGACAGUUCUUAA
This is a messenger RNA of Yarrowia lipolytica CLIB122, 1110 nucleotides long. RefSeq lists its product as uncharacterized. Lineage: Eukaryota; Fungi; Ascomycota; Dipodascomycetes; Dipodascales. Gene Ontology annotation, biological process: regulation of transcription by RNA polymerase II. Gene Ontology annotation, molecular function: DNA-binding transcription factor activity, RNA polymerase II-specific; RNA polymerase II cis-regulatory region sequence-specific DNA binding. The record is from RefSeq and is a predicted model, not a curated record.